CUGUGCCCACUUGCAAGGCCCCUUAGCCCGGCCCCAGCACCCCCAGGUGUCAGCUCUCCAGCCUCCAAACCGGCUCCUUAGUCCCUCCAGCACCCCCCAACCUACAUCCCGCUGCCUCCCCAAGCCCCGGCCCUGGGCACGCCCCGCCCGCUCCUCCUCCCCUGCCAGGGGCCGGCCCGCGCCGCGGCUCCUCCCCGGGCGCCUGCGCCUGCGCCUGCGCGGCGCUGCACCCGGUCUUCCGCGGGGCGAGCAGGAGCCGGCUGGGAUGAUUGUGGAACUAGACAAAACGACUGUGCGAAUGAAAAAUCCUGACCAUGUGAGGGGGAUAAUCUCAUCCAUCAAGAAAGAUGGAGUAAACAAACUGCAGGUCAUUUCUGACUUUGACAUGACGCUGAGUCGGUUUGGAUGGAAUGGACGGCGGUGCCCUACUUCGCACAAUAUCUUAGAUAACAGUCAAGUCAUUACUGAAGAAGGCAAGAAGCAGUUAAAAGAUCUGCUGCACUAUUACUAUCCCAUUGAAAUCGAUCCCAACCGGACCUUGGAAGAGAAAUGCCCGCUCAUGGUUGAAUGGUGGACUCGGGCCCAUGACCUCCUAUCCCAGCAGAAGAUUCUGAAGGGAGACAUUGCCCAGAUAGUCAAAGAAUCGGAGGUGAUGCUGAGGGAAGGAUUCAAUGAAUUCUUUGAUCAGCUUCAUAAAAACAAUGUGCCCCUGUUCAUCUUCUCGGCUGGUGUGGGCGAUAUCCUGGAAGAAAUUAUCCGCCAGGCCAAUGUUUUCCACCCAAACAUCAACGUGGUGUCCAACUACAUGGACUUUGAUGACAAUGGCAUCCUGAGAGGUUUCAAAAGGCCACUGAUCCACACCUACAACAAGAACAACACGGUCCUAAACAAUACAGAGUACUUCCAGCAGCUGAGCACCAAGACCAGUAUCAUCCUGCUGGGAGACUCCAUGGGAGACCUCACCAUGGCAGAUGGCGUCACCAACGUGAAGAACAUCCUCAAGAUUGGAUUCCUGAAUGAUAAGGUGGAGGAGCAUCGAGGAAAGUACCUGGAGUCUUAUGACAUUGUACUGGAGAGAGAUGAGACGCUGGAUGUGGUCAAUGGCAUCCUUCGCUACACCUUCAUAGAAACCUGAGCGUGGGACCUGGGAUCCCAACUCCGGCCUCUCAGGAUGGCCCCUGGGGACACUUUCCCCAUUGCUCAGUCAGGGAUUUUCUGAUGCCAUUUUGAAUCCAUCCCAAUGCCCUUGGCAGCUGCCCCUUCCCCCCACCUGGGCAGCCUUGUGUUGUGUCCAUCACCAAGUUUUAUCAAACUGCUCCUUUUGUUGAUGCUGGAAUUAGAGGCUGAGCUCCUCCAGACUGCCCUCUCCCCUGAUCUCUGCACACCACUGCAAAAACUGCAGCCCCAAACCCACACAGCUCCAGGGCUAUAGAUGUUCUAGAAGCUCUGAAGCAAACUGGAUGUUGGGUGGAGACACCCUUGGCAACUGCACACAGAAGUAGGAUCUCUGCUGAGCCCCAGGCUUGAAGACAAACCUUCUUCCAUUGGUUUGGGCCUGUUGGGUUUUGCUGCAUCAGCUCCCUUUGUAGGAAAGCAGCUGCCUCACUCUUGGUUUUCUGGUUGUGUGUUGCAUGCGAAUUGCAAAGCACCCAGGCUGUGCUGUAUCAAGUGGGUCAGUGGCACUGCAGCCUUUCAGUCUGCUGGUACGGGUGAGUGCCUGCAUGGUCAUCUGCUGAGGAAACCCUCUAGAUCUGCUGUCUUGUAGCCAAGCCAGCUCCUCUAUGCUCUCCCUGGUCAGUGCUCUGCUCCUUCUACCCUAGUAUUUUGGGGGUUUGUUUGCAAUGCUGCCUUCCGGUGUUACAUGCUGCCUAUGAGUUAAUUUAGAGCGCACUGCUCUGAUCCUCCUGCACCCUGGGAAACCAGAAGGGCUGAGCAUACAGACCCUCAGCAUUAGAAACCGAGCCUGGAGCAAGAGCAAAAGACAUGAUGGACCUGUGUUAGACCACAGGUGAGCAAUAGCAUGUGCAUAGGAGGAGGCCUUAAGGUUGUAACUUGGAACAUGGAAAUCCAGAAUUUGUGAGGGGUUUGUGUGGUCCUGAUACUGUAUGGUCUCCAGGGUACCUGCUCUUUGACUGCCUCUGGGACCUGCUCAUGGGAUGAGACCUGGGUUUAGCUGUUACUAGGGAGAAGGAGGGUUUUGCUUAGUGGCUUUCCAAGUGGCAGGAGGACUGGAUUGAAGUGUGCAAUGAAUCCUACUUGGAAAUGGCUCAUGCAAGGCUUCCCCAGUCAUUCAGGCUGGGCUUUGGCUUGCAGCAACUGCAAUUAAUUUGCCAGGAAGUGGGUUUGUCUUGAAGGGGUCGGAGUCUGAGGUGAUGAACAGUAGGGUACAGUGUGCAGUGGUUGCCAUGCAGCUGUAGGGCUCUGGGGUAGUCAGUUUGAAGGCUGUGGGGCAGGAGGAGGGAGCGAUCACUGUGUUGUCUUGUUUAGUUUUUACAAAGCGUUUUGGCAAGCUGUUCCAGUAGAACUGCUGGGUUUUAAAAGCAGCACAUUGUGUGUCAUAAAUAGCCUCUAUUUUUGUAAAAUUUCCCAUGGAUCAUACAUAAAAGAAAACCAGCCACACCCUCUGCAACCCUGUUCUCCAGGAUUCCCUUUGGGAGUGACAGCUGGAUGGGAUUGAAAUAGAGGUGACUGAGUGGGGAUUCUCUGACUCGUGUGAUGCUUAUCUUCUGAGACAGAACAGCCCAGGGACAGAGCUGGGACCUGGAAGAUGUGCGCAUUUAUACUUGUGUGAAGUUUCCUUUAUAAAUACUUUCUAAAGUCUGUUUGCAGUCAGGAAUCGGUACCUUGUCCCUGUGUGGGGUUUGGCAUGAAUGCUGGUGGCUUCAUAGGUGCCCAGCUUAUGGUGUGAGCUCUGGCUUCACUGGCAUUUGACUCUUAUGGGGAAACCAGAAUCUUAAACUCCAGGCAUGGCACCAUCCAAGGUACAAGUAGUUUUUUGUCAGUGUGGCUGUGACAUGCUGUUAUUUGCAUGUGUUCUGCAACAGUUUGGGGUCAAAGCCUUUCUCAGAGCUCCUUCAUUCACCUUUUAAAACUCCAUCUCCUUCCACACUAGUCUGGAAGAUACAGGAGCUUGAGUUGCAUAAGAAGUGACUUCUAUAUCUCUUCCCCAAGCUGCCUCAUCUGCCCAACUGUGAUGGAAGGAACCUUAUUUUGUCAGCUCUGCUAAUUGUUAAUAAUCCUGUCCCUGGAGCAGUGGUGCCCUUUGUCUCCUGGUUGUUUUGCUGUGGAGGGCUCACAGCCUAUUUCCCUGUGUUGUUUGAUAACAGAAAUGUCACUUUUUGAUCUGCUUGUAAAUUCUGGCCUGGGCUCACACAGUUAUGUGGCUCACUCCCUGCUCUCUGUUUCACAGCUGGAUGUGGGUUUUAUUCCAUGUUUUAAAAUAAAUAUGUUGGAUAAAAAAGGCA
Molecule: messenger RNA, 3464 nt
Organism: Alligator mississippiensis (American alligator)
Lineage: Eukaryota; Metazoa; Chordata; Crocodylia; Alligatoridae
Gene: NT5C3B
Product: 5'-nucleotidase, cytosolic IIIB
Exons: 9
Coding region: 266-1135 (289 amino acids)
Cellular component (GO): cytoplasm
Molecular function (GO): magnesium ion binding; 5'-nucleotidase activity
Source: RefSeq, a predicted model, not a curated record